AUGGGUGAAGUUCUGGACGUCAGGGAUUUCAAGAAGCUUCCUACUGCUCCUGCAUUAAAACCCUUUGAGCACUAUGACUUCUCCAGGGCAAAAAUCUGUUGCAAUCUCACAUGGCUGGUGUCCAAAGCCUAUGGCACAGGCCGGGCCCCCCCAGAGCUGCAGGAGCCGUUCUACACAGACCAGUACGAGCAGGAGCACCUGAAGCCUCCCGUGAGCAGCCUGCUCCUGUCGGCCGAGCUGUACUGUCGCGCCGGGAGCCUCCUCCUUCAGACCGAUGGAUCCAGACCUCUGCAGGGACACCAGGCUGUGAUCCAGGCCCUGGACCAGCGAGGACUAUGUGUCACGGACCAUGGAACAGUGGUCACGGAGAGGGACCUGACCAAGAGGCCUCUGCACCUGAGUGCACAUUUGGCCGUGAUUGACGCCCUGAUGAUGGCGUACACCGUGGACACCGUGAGUGUGGGAAAAGUCACGUCCUGCAUCCGACAGUUUUCCGCAUCUGAGUCUGAAGAGGAAACACCAUACGACACCGAGGACGCGGUCACAACGUGGAUCAACAAGGUAAACGAGUAUCUGAGAGACAUUUUGGUCCAGGAGCAGAAAAUGGUGGACACUGAAAACACAGAUCCAGCCGGAGCUAAUCGGUCUCCAACCAAGUGGUACAUGAAGCUUGUGCCUGCUCGCUACAGGAAAGAGCAAAGUCCCUCACAGCCGGUUCCAUGGAUCCCUCCGGUGGACAAUCUGCUCAAGGACAGCAGCGAUGGCUCCGCUCUGGCCGCUCUGCUGCACUUCUACUGCCCUCAGACGCUGCCCCUCGAUGACAUCUGUCUGAAGGAGAACAUGACACUGGCAGAUAAACUCUACAACCUGCAGCUCAUCCAAGACUUCUGCAAAACCAACUUAAGCAGCUGCUGCCAUUUCAGCCUCGAGGACAUGCUCUACGCCUCCUCCACUAUUAAGAACAACUACUUGGCGUUCAUGGCAGAGCUUUAUUGGUGGUUCGAAGUAGCGAAGCCGUCGUUUGUGCAGCCGAGGAGUUUGGAUUCUGACCGCACAGUAUCAUCCUCCUUGUUAAAAGAUGUACCAUCAGUCUCUAUGGCAACCAAGAGGAGCUUCAUGGAACAACCUCCAAGUCCUGAAAGACCCAGUUUACCACUCAGACCUCAACCAAAAAACUCAGGAGAUAUCAAGAGGUCAAGCUCAAUGUCUUUUGUUGAUGGGAAUCUUGGCACCUGGCCGAAAGAGAAAAGGUCAGGGCCUUAUGGGGUGUCUUUCGAUAUCCCGUUGGACAAAGACGACUCUGCUGCUGCUCAGAACCUUUCUACACGAGGCAUGGUGCGGUCUGUGAGCACCGAUGAUGGCGCUGGUUUCAAAGUCCACAGCCUUCCUCGGGGGAUGAAACGUAACCUGUCGUUCCAGCCGGUAAACGGGCAGAGAAUUGGGAUUGAAGAGGAGAGUUGUGCAGACAGUCUUUCCAGUCUGGAGCAGAGCAAACCAGCUUUUCCCAGUGCACAUGGCAAUACGGCGGCGACGGCUGCUUCAAUGGAGGACGCUCUGCAGUUAAUCCAAAGCCCGAGCAGACCACCAGUGGAAGGGACCAACAGUGGGUUCUUUUUGCACUGUCAGGAUCGUGGAACUGGGGUUGGGAGCUUGGAGACUGUUUCCGAGUCAGAUUCCAAAACAACUGACACUGCGGAGGUAGACACUGGCAUUCACAUCCACUCAGACGAUAUGCUGGAUGAGGAUUCCUCUUUGAAGGACUGCUCUAUGAAUAUAGAUCUGGACAUGGAUACGCCCAGCCCUAGUCCAUGCAAUCUAAGCAAAUCUCCCUCUGGCCUGAAGAUGACUAGUUUUGCAGAGCAGAAGAUGAAGAAGGUCACUCCGUCUGCACCGGAUUCGGGUCGGGGUAGUAGCAGCUCCAUGAAGACGCCUCCGGAAGGCUCAGAAUUGGGUUUGCCGUUAUCAGUCUCCUGGGCUCCAACUCCUGAGCACAGUCCGGUCCAUCAACCAACCACUCCCGCUCCCUUAAUUAAGCCAUCUCCAUCCCCGGUUCAGCUCCCAGCAAAUGACCCUGCUCAGGUAAUGGCCACAGAGAUGGUCCAGCUGAGGAUACGUCUGGAGGACAAACGCAAAGCCAUUGAAGCACAGAAGAAGAAAGUAGAGGCUGCUUUUACUAGACAUCGCCAAAAGAUGGGUCACUCUGCGUUUCUCAAUGCCAUGAAGAGGAAGGGAGACGGCGCUGCCAGCUCUGAAGAGGAAUCAGCGAAGACGGCAAGUCCUACCUUCAAAUUUGGUAGAAGUAAAACAGACACACCUGAUGGGGCUGAGCAAAGCACCACCAGCUCGUGUUGGACCAAGUCGCCCGGUGCCGGAGAGGAAGUAGUCCAGAGCCAUCCUCCGAUCACAGAAGUGGACUUUUCAGAAUACACUCGCUCUAUUGAAAAGCUCAACCAUUCUCUGGCUUUCCUUCAGUCUGAGAUGCAGCGACUGUCUCAACAGCAGGAAGUAAUUAUGGCCAUGAGGGGGCAGCAGCAGGCCUGGGUCAUACCACAGUCUCACACAAAUCCACAAAAAUACCAUCGCGGCGGAGCAGUCAGCCGAUCUUCAGGUCCGUCCUCGCCUGUAGAGUCCCCACGAUUCACUCACCGUUCCCCCACCAGCAUCAAACGCAAAUCCGCCUCUUUCCACUCCCGCAACACACGUACAGCUCGGCCCAAUGAACUCAAACUAGCCCCUUAUAACCGGGUCCUUAACGUCCCGCAGUCUGUAGACAGCAUCCCAAGACUACGCCGCUUUUCUCCCUGCCUGCCCUCAGCGAAUUCCUUUGUGUACAUGGGAGAGAAGCCAGCGUCUGCCAGCACAAAGAUGGCCGAAACAGCUAAGGAAAUGGAGUCUAUUUACACUCGAGAGAAACCGCAGAGUGGUAGAAGUGCAGCCAAGUCACUCCCAACGUCACCCAACAAAAUGAACCUUAGAGAGCUCGGUUUAAUUCACGAGGUUCUUAACCACACUUCAAGCUGCGAUGUGGAGAGUUCAAACCCGGAAGUUCUCUCGUAUCCAGUGGGAGACAGUUCCACAAUGUCACUAGACCUGGACGCCUCAGAACAAGCAAAGAGCAACCUUAUUGAGGUGCCACUGUCGGUUGUAAAAUCACUUGAGGAUCUUGCCCUGGAUGAUGCCUUGGAUGUAGAGCCUGCUGCUGGGGACGACCCGGACGAGGAUCCCAAGACAUGUCGGGGCUUUUUCUUCAAGGAGGACGGUAAACCUGAGGAGAACAUGGCCCAGAAGAGAGCGGUUUUACUGGAGAAAAGGAUGAGACGGGAAAAGGAAAGUCAACAAAGAAAGAUGCAACUGGAAGCUGAGCUGGAGCUGAAGAAGGAAGAAGCCCGCGUCAAAGCAGAAGAAGAGCGCAUCCGGAAGGAGGAGGACAAGGCGCGGAAGCAGUUUAUCAAACAGGAGUAUCUGAGGAGGAAGCAGCUGAAGCUCAUGGAGGACAUGGAGACCGUCAUCAAACCUCGGGUCCAGAGGCGAGCGAGGCCCAAGUCCGUCCAUCGGGACUCUCUGGACUCCCCCAAAACCCCCGUCAGGGCUGCCACAGUUUGCAGCUUGUCUUUGGCCUCGCUCAGUCAGGUGGAUAACGACAGUGAGAAUAGACUUUCAAGAAGUGCGAGUUUAGCCUCUGUCAGUCUCUUCUAUUUUCUACGUUCUCCUAAAAAGAGGCGAAGGCCUGAUUCCGCUGAUGGAUUCCUGUCUCCAAGUCGCUCCAGCAGCAGGAACGGAGAGAAGGACUGGGAAAACGCAUCCACAACCUCCUCUGUCACCUCCAACACAGAAUACACCGGUCCGAGGCUGUACAAAGAGCCCAGUGCCAAAUCUAAUAAACACAUCAUUCAAAAUGCCAUGGCCUACUGCUGCUUAGCGGGAAAAGUCAAUGAGCCCCAGAAGAACAAGAUCUUAGAGCAAAUGGAGAAAUCUGGAGCCAACAACUUCCUCGUUCUUUUCCGAGACGCCGGAUGCCAGUUCCGUUCUCUGUACAUCUACUGCCCUGAGACUGAGGAGACCCACAAACUGGCCGGAGUCGGACCCAAGAGCGUCACACGGAAGAUGAUCGACGGCCUUUACAAGUACAACUCCGACAAGAAGCAGUUCAGUCAGAUACCAGCCAAAACAAUGUCGGCCAGUGUGGACGCCGUGACCAUCCACGGUCACCUGUGGCAGACCAAGAAACCGGCCACGCCCAAGAAAGUUCUGCCACCACAGAGCUAA
Knipowitschia caucasica is the source of this 4266-nucleotide messenger RNA. Lineage: Eukaryota; Metazoa; Chordata; Actinopteri; Gobiiformes; Gobiidae. The record is from the annotation of a GenBank genome assembly.